This is a messenger RNA of Gongylonema pulchrum, 563 nucleotides long. Lineage: Eukaryota; Metazoa; Nematoda; Chromadorea; Rhabditida; Gongylonematidae. The record is from the annotation of a GenBank genome assembly.
CUGGAUCCGCUAAAUCAGGCCAUUCAAAUAUCAGCAACACAACUGCAUUCACCGCUUGAUGUUGCUGUUUAUACAUUGAACUGUCUUUCUGCAGUAAACGCUGUUAUCAUACUUUAUCAGUUCACAGACGCUCGCUUGGAAAUGAUCAAAGCUCAGAUGGAUGCAAAUAUUGAUGUGCUUGUUAGUGAGCAAGCUACCUCGAUCCUCACCCAGACAGGCCUCAUCGAGCUGUAUCGUAAAUCAGCAGCUCAUCAGGCCAGUCAGGGUUCACUUUCCGAAAUCGCUGGCAUGGAACCAUCGAGAAUUUCGAGUGCAAUGAUUUUAUUUGAUUCUUUCCUAUCAAAUCCUGACAGUUAUAAAUUGGAUCAAUGUGUGAAAUUAUCAGAUUUGGUACGUGAAAGAACAGCUGAAAAUGUUGUAGCCGCUUAUGGCAUCAUUUAUAAUAAAGUUGCAGACCCGGAGAAUAAAUAUCCGCAGUUAUCAAUGAAAACUGUUGAACAAGUGGGUUUUUUUUUCUUUCGAAAUAGUGUUUUUUUUUCUUUUUUUUUUUUUUUUUUGUAGUC